Messenger RNA from Onychostoma macrolepis, 4316 nucleotides. RefSeq names its product nuclear receptor binding protein 2a (gene nrbp2a). The record is from RefSeq and is a predicted model, not a curated record. Gene Ontology annotation, biological process: intracellular signal transduction; protein phosphorylation; endoplasmic reticulum to Golgi vesicle-mediated transport. NCBI's taxonomy places the organism in Eukaryota, Metazoa, Chordata, Actinopteri, Cypriniformes, Cyprinidae. Gene Ontology annotation, cellular component: endomembrane system; cytoplasm. The coding region runs from base 415 to 1941 and encodes 508 amino acids. Gene Ontology annotation, molecular function: ATP binding; protein serine/threonine kinase activity. The transcript is spliced from 18 exons.
CUCCAGCCAGUAGGGAAAGCUGGACUGAGAUGAAAUGAUGCCUGUAGGUCUGGCUCUUUAGUACACGGAGUAUGUUAAGGGUGGACUGCGACUAAACGUCCAGAGACUAACGUCUUUCACGUACGAGACUGUCUGCUAUCGGAAGCCUUAUCCUUUUUCUAAGAAUCCUUAAGGAUGGGAUUAAAUUCACCAUAGCACUGAAUAUUUUAUCUCGCUUUAAAAACGCUUUCCGCGAAUCGCGUCGCGUGUUGCAGUAUUUCUAUGCGUUUGACGACUGAACUGUAACUUGAAAUCGUGACCAGCGAUAUUCGUCAAUGAAACACAUUUGCAGCUACAACACUGCAGCAAGCCUCAGGAGGUCCUGCGUGCUCAGUUGGUCUUAAAGGAGCAGUCAAAGCAGCACGCAAGGGUAAAAUGACUAUGUCCGUCCCAGAGAACAUGUCGGGGUCCGGGGGGAAAGAGGAGGAGAGUGAGGAUGAGAGUGAAAUCUUGGAGGAAAGCCCCUGCGGCCGCUGGCAGAAGCGACGGGAACAGGUCAGUCAGGGAAAUGUCCCAGGCAUUGAGAGUGCGUACUUGGCCAUGGACACUGAAGAGGGGGUGGAGGUGGUGUGGAACGAAGUGCAGUUUUCAGACAAGAAGGUUUUCAAGUCCUUUGAGGAGCGGAUAAAGGAGAUGUUUGAGAACCUGAUGCAGGUGGAGCAUCCAAAUAUUGUGAAGUUUCACAAGUACUGGUUGGACAUGAGAGAGAGCAGAGCGAGGGUGAUUUUUAUCACUGAAUAUAUGUCAUCUGGAAGUCUCAAGCAGUUUUUGAAGAAGACAAAGAAAAACCACAAAACUAUGAACGUGAAGGCAUGGAAGCGUUGGUGCACGCAGAUACUCUCUGCACUCAGUUACUUGCAUUCAUGUGAUCCACCCAUUAUUCAUGGUAACCUGACCUGUGACACCAUCUUUAUCCAGCACAAUGGCCUUAUAAAGAUCGGCUCAGUUUGGCACAGGCUGUUUGUUAAUGUAUUUGCUGAGGCGAUUCAUGGGAAUGUGCAUCAACAUCGAGAUGAAGUGCGGAACCAGCAUUUCUUUGCUCCGGAGUAUGGCAAUUCUGAAGAUGACUACGCCAUUGAUAUAUUUUCAUUUGGCAUCUGUGCCUUGGAGAUGGCAGUACUGGAAAUCCAGGCCAAUGGAGACACUGCAGUUUCCAAAGAGGCCAUUGAUCAUGCUGGACAAUUACUUGAGGACCCUCUCAUGAGGGAAUUUAUCCAGUCGUGUGUACGCACAGAAGCCAAAACGAGACCUACAGCUCAUGACCUGUUGUUCCACAGAGUGUUAUUUGAGGUCCACUCCUUAAAACUGCUUGCUGCGCACUGCUUUAUCAAUAACCAGUAUCUCCUUCCUGAGAAUUGUGUGGAAGAGAAAACAAAAUCUUUUGACCCUAACGGCAUCAUGGCGGAGAUUAAUCAUCGUGACCGACCUGGAGUCCAUCUAAAGUACUCUCACGUUUCUCCUCUGGAGCUGGACAAAUUCCUUGAGGAUGUGAAGAACGGCAUAUAUCCCCUCAUGAACUUUGCUUCCCAGCGGCCGCAUCCUAUCCCCCGCGCUCUUUCUUUGUCACAGGAACAGAUGGAGACUGUGAAGACCCCAACCCCAGAACCACAGGAGACUGAAACCAGAAAGGUUGUCCAGAUCCACUGUAAUUUGGAAGCAAAUGAGGAAGGCACAAGGAGUCAUCUCUCUCUCUUUUUAAAGAUGGAUGACAGGCUUCACCGGCAGCUUAGCUGUGAUGUUUUGCCAACUGACAGACCCAAAGAUUUGGCUAGUGAGUUGGUUCACCAUGCUUUCAUCAGUGAGGAAGACUGCGAGAAGUUGGCCUGUUUUCUUGAGGAUGCAUUAUGUAAGCACCGGUCAGGGACGUCCACCUCCCCUACUUCCAUGGCUGUGAUGUACUAAGCCCAACUGGUCACAUAAUAGACAAACAGAGAUUGAAGACUGGGCCAGAGCUUGAGGAAAAAGAGAUCCGGAAGAGGGAAAUGAGACCAAAAGCGCAACAUUACAUAAUGAAGGUCAUGACAAGAUGGCUUCAGAAUUAAUGAUGGGCCUGGGGAGACAAGCUCGCACCAUACCGCAUGGUACCUGCACAAACUCCAAAGAGCUCAGACUGUUCAUUUUGAUCUUGAAGGUCGAAUUACUGCUAUUAUCUCACCAUGAUGAACAUUUCUAUCACUUGCAGAGAUUCUGCUUCAGUGCCAGCAUUUUGGUUGACUUUUUUUUUUUUUUUAAUGAGUUUAAAGGAUUUUUAAUGACAUCCCUCCAAGUCAUUGUGCCUAUAUGGCAUAAUCCAUUCUCAUCUUGCAAAGGACAAUAUCUCAGACAGACAGUUUUGUUCCAAAUAAAUGUGUUAUUUAUUAUUUUAAACAAUUAAUACAUGGUCUUAGUAUACAUGUUCAAAAGUUCAAGCAAGGAAAUGCAUUUAUUUGAAAUGUUUGAUUCUACAUUUCUAAAUGAUCUUAUUCUGUAUGCUUUAACAAGCUGACGUUGAGCAAACGAAUGUAUGGUACUAUGACAAAAGUGCUCUUGGCACAUAUUAUACUAAUAUAUUUCAAUGCUUUUCUUUCAGACCUUAAACUUCAUUUCUUGCUCUUAAUCUUGAAUUUUGAAUCUUAAUCUUUGAAUUUGACAGAGUUUAAAAUCUUUUUUUUUUUUAACUGUUGAUCUCAAUUGAUUUUUCAUGCAGAUGGUAACUUUGCAGAUGUUUGUAAACAGUGGCAAUAGUGGUAUACUUAAGUAGUACAUUACCAUUCAAAUAUUUUGGGACAUUAAGAUUUUGGGGGAUUUUUUGAAAGAAAUUAAUACUUUUAUCCAGCAAGGGCACAUUAAGUUGAAUAAAAAAUGACAGUUAAACUUUUACAUUAUGAAAAAAAUCUGUUUUAAAUAAAUGCCGUUCUUUUAAACUUUCUAUUAAUCCAAGAAAUUUUAAGAAAAUGUAUCAUGGUUUCCACAAAAAUAUUAAGCAGCACAACUUUUUUUCUUACAAUAUUACUGUUUUAUUGGGUUUUUUUUUUAAUAAAAUGUAAUGCAACUUAAGAGACUUCUUUCAAAAAAUCUUUCUGACCCCGAGUGUACAAGAUGUUCCAUCUGAUAACUUCUCAAUUUUAAGCAAUAAAGCAGAAGAGCACUUCAUUCAGAUGUCUUUUACCAAGAAAAAGGCUGAACUAAUGAGUAAAUCUAUAAAUUUCAGUAUGACAUUUGCUUUUAUUCAUUAAGCAGACAUUUUUAACCAAAGCAACUGAAACCAACUCAAACAAUUAAUCAUAAGAGCAUUUUGAGCAGCUAAUGACACAGGUGUCCUGUUCACGAGUCUAACAAUGUUGACAUGGGAUUUUUUUAUUUGCCUUCUUAAUGUGAAUAUGACCUGAUCCUAGAUCAGCUGACUGCUCAGAGGUGUUUGACAUAUAUGUCCCUUACACUAAUUAAUGCACAGCGAUGGCAUACAAUGAACUGACCGUUGACUGAAUCUGAAGAAACAAUGUUUUACUUUAAUAAAUCCAUCCAUUGGGUAUGAAGGGCUUUUAUUCUAUUUGGCAUUUACAUAUUACCACAGUAUGCGUAUAUUUUAUGUCAUGUAAAAUGAUUCAUACACUUCUUUGUAUGUAUUCUAUAUGGGAGAACUUGAACCAUGUCAAGGCCAAAGAUGUACUGGGUGCAAUGCUGGCAAGAGUGGAUACUACAUUGCAAAUAUAACGUCCUGUAUUUGACUGAUACUUGCAUAUUUACAACAGUAUUAUUCAUUCUGUGAAAACAUCUAUGUUGCCAUGCCAUCCAAAGCAAUAGUAUCUGUUUUAGGGAUGCUUUCAGUACUGUAUUCUCCAAUGGCUUUGACUUCCCAAUAUUACUUAAAAAUAUGUGCAUGUCAGGAAAGGAAUGCUUUUACAAAAUUGUUCAUUUUUGUUAUAUUGGCAUGGUUGUACAAUGGCUGUAUUGCAGCUACGGAAAAUUAUUACAAGGGAUUUGUAAUCUCCAUUUAUUCUUGCAAAUUCAAAUAAUUCAGAUGUCAAGAAAAAAAGUCAUCACCCUUCCAGUGUUAUGAGACUCCAAUGCCUCACAAUGUAAUAAAUUUGUACGUAAAUACAACAAAUAUGAAUGUACAGUGAGUAACUGUUUAAAUAUACUCUUCCUAAUUCCUGGUGUCCUUUCUCAUCUUAAUCAAAUGCAUUAACCAGACUUUUGCUUUGGGCAGUUUUAUUUUAUUUUAUUUUUAUUUGUGUUGAAAUUGUAUACUGUGACAUGAAAUACUAUAACAUUAAAAUAUCAAAUUAACACUUUAA